Messenger RNA from Chroicocephalus ridibundus (black-headed gull), 618 nucleotides. It is a transcript of the gene KRTCAP2, whose product is annotated as keratinocyte associated protein 2. The transcript is spliced from 5 exons. The record is from RefSeq and is a predicted model, not a curated record. Lineage: Eukaryota; Metazoa; Chordata; Aves; Charadriiformes; Laridae. Bases 33 to 542 code for a protein of 169 amino acids.
CGCCGGAGCGCUGCCCGGGGGGAGGGCUGCGCAUGCGCACUGCCGCUCCGCCGCGCCUGCCGCCGUGUCCCUCCCGCAGUGCGCCUGCGCAGCGCGGCGGGACGGGGCCGGGGGCGACGCCGCGGGGCACCAUGGCCGUAGGCACGGGCACCUCCCUGGCGCUCUCCUCGCUGCUCUCGCUGCUGCUCUUCGCCGGGAUGCAGAUGUACAGCCGGCAGCUGGCCUCCACCGAGUGGCUGACCAUCCAGGGCGGGCUGCUGGGCUCCGCGCUCUUCCUCUGCUCCCUCACCGCCUUCAACAACCUGGAAAACCUCGUCUUCGGCAAGGGCUUCCAGGCCAAGAUCUUCCCCGAGAUCCUCACCUGCCUCUUGCUGUCUCUCUUUGCCUCCGGCCUCAUCCACCGAGUCUGUGUCACCACCUGCCUCAUCUUCUCCAUGGUUGGCCUCUACUACAUCAACAAGAUCUCCUCCACCCUCUACCAGUCUGCAGCGCCCGUCGCCACUCCCGCCAAGGCGGUCGGGAAGGGCAGGAAGAGGAAUUGACGUGGCGGGGCAGCCCCCUGCCCCCGCCAGCCCGGCCUGGGGCUACCAAGUUCCUCAAUAAAGCUAUUUCUUUGUA